CCUGGGUAGCUUACCCACAGGCAGUGGGAAGAGGUAGAUUGGGAGCUGGGGCAGGGCGGGGCAUUGAGCACACACAAUGCACCCUCUGUUCCUGUUCCUGAGUUGGCAGGAGUGCGUGGCCCUGCUUGCUGCACAUGAGGUUUUCAGCCUACCCCCUGGGCUGCUAAGGGGAGGGGCCGCUUUCGGAUUAAGUAGCCCAGAACUACUGGCCACUGCAAAGUGUCUAGUCGGCUAGCUGGGGACAGUGGACCUAAUGUCUCGCCUACUCUAAAAUCCUGAUAGUCCCCGGCCCCUUGCUGACCGUGCUCUAGUCUCUGGUUUAGUUUUGUUUGAGGGGGUUGUUUAUGUAGCCCAGGCUAGAUUAGAACUCACUAUGUAGCUGAGGCUGCAUAUACAUUCCUGAUCUUCUUGUCUCUACUUUAUGGGUGCUGUGAUUACAGGCUUCUGCUAGAAAGCAAAACUCGGGGCCCUGUAAAUGCUACAUUCCCCUGUCCCUCCAAGUCUUAACCCAAUAAUGUUCCUUCAAACCUUGACAAUUCCCGAACCCCCAGCCCACAGCCCAUCCCUUUUCCCUCCCCGCCUUUCGUCUUUGGGAAGCCGCCCACACUGUUCCUUUCCUCGGCUGCGUCUGAGCAGGUCUUCGUGGUGGUGGUGGUGGGGUGUUGCUGCUUUCUGGGUCACCGCAGAGGGAGCUGGGAGAUUAGGGAUAUGGGUCAAGACUGUGAGGACUGCAUGUGAACAGUCUACUUGCCCAGCAAGGGCUUUACCGGCUGCAGAGUGCUGUGACCUCAGGCUCAGGACUGCUUCUGCUUUGGGAGCCCGGGGAAGAGCUGUGCAACGCAUCGCUGAGUCCCACCUGCAGACCAUCAGCAACCUGAGUGAGAACCAGGCCUCGGAGGAAGAGGACGAGUUAGGGGAGCUUCGGGAGCUGGGGUAUCCACAAGAGGAUGAUGAAGAGGAUGAGGACGAGGAUGAAGAGGAGGACGAAGAAGAAGACAGCCAGGCGGAGGUCCUGAAAGGCAGCAGGGGGACUGCGGGGCAGAAGCUUACUUCUGGCCAGGGUCUGGAGGGGCCCUGGGAGCGCCCACCUCCUCUGGAUGAGCCCCAGAGAGAUGGAAACUCUGAGGACCAAGGGGAAGGCAGAGCAACACAAAGUGAGCCGGGAGAGGAGCCUCGGCACCCUACCCCCCCUGAGUCCGGCACAUAAGCUCAGAGCCCUGUAUCUCCCAGGAGGAAGUGCUCCCCAGAAACCCACUCUGUCCCCACCCUCCUUUGUACCCUGUCUUUCACCUGCUAGGGCUGCGGCUUCUGACUUUUAGAAGACUAAGGCUGGUCUGUGUUUGCUUUGGCUGAAGCCCAGAGUCCCCAAUGCCUUUCCCUGCCAGUCAUUCUUCUAUUUACCCGGUGGGAGGGGGGAGGUGCAAGCACCCACACUGGAAACCCCAGAAGGCCAUAAACAAAUAUUCACCCUUCACAAGUCCUCUCUCCAGAUUCUCUCCUCUGGAAGAGAUCUGAGAUCUGGGGAAAGGAGGUACUGAGAGCCUACAGGUACCCUGAGAUCUCCUCCAUCCUCUCUUCCUAUGGGGGGCUUUGAGUCCCCAACGCUCUCAUAGACUUCAACCAGGACCCAGGUCUCAAGCAUUCUUUUGCAGAGCCUCAACAUUCUGGAUGUCGUCCCUUAUUGUCCUGUUCCUGCUGGGUGCCUGCAAGAUGGACUGGCAGACUGCUUGCUGCGUUUCGUUUGUGCUUUGGUGCCAGGAAUGCACUUACUAUAUGUCCUUAGAGGGACCACACAGUGCCGGGGUGGGGGGCCUGGUUCUCCUUGUCCUCCAGCAACUUGGUUCCCUUCCCCUUCUCCCCUGACUCCAGGCCUGACCCCCCUCCUUUGCUGUAAUAAAUCUUUGUAAAUAAUU
Messenger RNA from Rattus norvegicus (Norway rat), 1913 nucleotides. NCBI's taxonomy places the organism in Eukaryota, Metazoa, Chordata, Mammalia, Rodentia, Muridae. The record is from RefSeq and is a predicted model, not a curated record.